UGUAUUAUUCAUAUCUAGAUAUUAGAAUGUGUAUGAUUUGUUUGAAGCAAUGUUAUGGAUAGAAAUCCCGACGGAAGUGAGCUAACUACUUAACCUACUAGCUAGCUAGCAAGGCAAGCUAAUUACCAUUAGCUUAGCAGAGAGCAGUGGUUUGUUCUGUGUCUGCGCGGAAAUGAUCGAUUGCUCUUCUGACAUGUUUGUUUUUAGCUACACCACCUGAAACUUUAAGCUAACGUCACAGUGUUAAUAGUAAUGUCAAUGCGAUGAGAAAAAUGCAAGUUCAUAGAGCUAGCAUUGCAACAUUGUCAGCUUAUCGCAGUGUUAGCGUCUGCAUGUAAGAUUUACAUUGAUUUCAUGCCAACUUUGAUCAGAUCUAGGGCGACUAGGGCUGGGUUAGUGAAUGUUACAACACAUUCCUGUGGGAUGAGAUUGGACAACUCAUUGAAUCAACUUCCAGUCAGCUAACAAAUGUCCUUUCUGAUGUUAUUGAUUGACCUGUGACUGUGUGUGGGCUGAUUGGGAGCUGGUAAGUGUAGGUUCACAAUGGCAGAUGGAGGCAGUGAUGAUGAUGUCAUUCACCUUGCAAGCUUCAACGUUCACCGUAGCCAAGGUUCCCGUUCCUGUAAGAGGGAGCUCAUCACCAUUUCUGAUGACUCAGAUGAGGAGCCUCCGACUCUGGUACCUGGCAGCCCUGUGUUAGUUCCGGACGACGCAGAUGAUGACGACGUCAGCAUAUUGGAGCCACUAACUCCUGCACGCAGACAUGUGAUUCGCCCAGCAGCAAAGUGGAGUGGGGCCUCGCAUAACCUAAUUCAAGUUAUAGGUCACAGUAGCGCAACUUCUGGGGUUCCCACGGGGAACCCUGGUUCUGCCCCCUCUACCUCCAGAGAUGCCAAGGCCAGCUCCUCCGCAGUAAGGCCAGCCAUACAGACCACCACACCAGUACAGUCGAGCACGUCUGGACACACACAGCCACAAGCUGGCCCUUCAUCACACACACUGUCUCAGCCAAAACUUAACACAAACUCACAGAAACAGGACGGUACGUCAGCACAUACAAAAGUGGACCUCCAUGCAGUGUCUAACCAAACCCCAUCUACCUCCACAAACGCCAACACAUCCAGAGCACCUAUACCAGUACUUUAUCAGCCUCAGCCCAGCACAUCUGGACUCAUACAGCCACAAGCUGGCUCUUCAGUACAGGCAACGCUGGAGCCCACGGCGGGUACCUCUACCAGUGCCACACGGUCUUCUUGUGCGGUUGCAUCAAGUUCUUCCGCAAACACUCAAGAAAAGGCUAGUACAAGUACUCAUUCACAAAAUCCUCAGGCCAGUACUUCAUCUACCCAGUCACAGUCUAACACACGGACGCUGUCUCAGCCCGGUACAUCUACUCAGCUCCAGACCAGUGAGACCACAACGCUACAGCCCCACGCCAUCCAGGUGAAAGAGGUUAUUCCCUCCGCUCUAAAAAUCCAACCCCAGCCGCAGCUCAGGCCCCAGAACGUGCUGCGACCUGUGACAUUCAAUCGCAUGCAGGGUAAUCUCAUUCAGAUCGAACCGCAGCCCCUGGCCCAGGCCCCUGCACAGCCCCCUGCCCAGGCCCCUGCCCAGCCCCAGCCCCAAGCCCCUGCCCAGCCACCAGCCCAGGCCCCUCAACCCCCUCAGGUGAUACAGGUGAUCCCCGCUGCAGUGCUAAUAGCUGCAGCCCCAGAGAGACUAGGACCUCCAGAGGCAGGUCACCGGAUCAUCCUGGGGAGCCAAGCGCCUGGAGCGUGUGUUCCCAAUCCUCCGCCACAGGCCGGUGCCUCUGGUGUGGUCCUGCCAGUCCGCAGCCUCCACAUCAGGGUGCCCAACGUGAACGCUAACCCCCCUGCGCCUCCAGCUCCCGCAGCUUCAGUCCCACACAACGGGGGAGAGGCUCGUCUCGUUAGGGCUCCAGCUCCAAACCAAGAAAGGGUCAAUCCAGUCCCUGGUCUGGUCGCCGUCCCUCCUGCUCCAGAGGAUGUUCCCAGAAUAGAGGAUGCAAGGCCUGGUCCCUCUGCACCCCGUGCCAGAGCAGAGCAGCAGCCCCUCGUUCGAGCCCUUAUCACUGGUGUUUUGGAUCUAUUCCCAGAUGUCCAAGAAGCCUAUGUAGCAGAACUGAUCCAAAAGAAUAAUGUGAAAGACUUGAAUGUUAUCUGUAACCUGCUGCUGGAGAACCCAGAGUAUCCAAGGGGGGAUACCACAGCAGCAGCUGCAGCAGCUCCCACCAGCAUCCUACUGGAGUCUGGAGAGACCCAGACAGAGGUGACCGAGGACCUGUUUGACUAUGCCAAACUGGGCACGGUGGGACCUGAGGCUGUGAUGCAGGCUGCUGACUUGCUCAUGGCAGAUUUCAGGAUGCUCAGCUGUCAGGACAUCAAAUGGGCCCUCAAUGCUCUGAAGGGACACUAUGCAAUCACACGCAAGGCCUUAUGUGAAGCUCUGAAGAAGUGGCAGGAUUCAGGCGACCCCUCAGGAAAGAGACGACGAAGCAGAGCCUCCUCCGUGCGCUGCUACGUCGAUUUCCAUUUUGAGCAUGCAGGUUCAGUGAAGUUUGAUAAGAGGAUGUAUUUCUUAGAGAACGACCGGCGCUACUGCAGAACGUACAACAGUCUGGAAGCUUCUGUGCAGAAGGAGCUUUCAUUCUAUCAGCAAAAGGCCAAGGAAUGGGCAGAGCAUGAGGACUUCCUGCUGGCUCUGCAGGUCAAUGAGGAUGAAUACAAGAUGGACGGCCAGCUGAUCGAGUGUGGCUGCUGCUACGGAGAGUUUGCGUUUGAGAAGAUGACGCAGUGUUCAGACGGCCACCUGUUCUGUAAAGAGUGCCUGGUCAAAUACGCUCAGGAGGCAGUGUUUGGCUCCGGGAAGUCGGAGCUGAGCUGCAUGGAGGGGGGCUGCCCGUGCUCCUACCCAGUAUGUGAGCUGGAGAAGGUCCUUCCAGAGAACAUACUGUGUAAAUACUACGAGAGGCAGGCGGAGGAGGCGGUCGCUGCCACCUGUGCCGAUGAACUUGUGCGGUGUCCGUUUUGCAACUUCCCAGCCUUGUUGGACAAAGACAUGUCUCUGUUUAGCUGCCCCAACCCUCGGUGCCGCAAGGAGAGCUGUAGAAAGUGCCAUGUCCAGUGGAAGCAGCAUGUGGGGAAGACGUGUGAGCAGGUCCUGGAGAGGGACGAGAUCCGCAUGAGGGUGCUCUUUGAGGAGCGUAUGACGGCAGCUCGGGUGAGGAAAUGCGUCAAAUGCGGCACCGGCCUGGUCAAGUCGGAGGGCUGCAACCGGAUGUCGUGCCGCUGCGGCAGCUUCAUGUGCUACCUCUGCCGAGAGCCCAUCACCGGCUACAACCACUUCUGCCAGCACGCCCGCUCUCCUGGAGCCCCCUGCCGACACUGCCGCAAGUGCUCCCUCUGGCUAAGCUGA
Messenger RNA from Centropristis striata (black sea bass), 3435 nucleotides. It is a transcript of the gene rnf216, whose product is annotated as ring finger protein 216. The transcript has 15 exons. The coding region runs from base 544 to 3435 and encodes 963 amino acids. The record is from RefSeq and is a predicted model, not a curated record. NCBI's taxonomy places the organism in Eukaryota, Metazoa, Chordata, Actinopteri, Perciformes, Serranidae. Gene Ontology annotation, molecular function: zinc ion binding.